CUGCUGCCGGUCGGAGCUCUCGCAGCGGCUCAGACCCAAACGAGCGGCUCCGUGUCACGUCCAGAAAAUGUGCGCAGGGUGAAGAGCGUGCGUGCGUGUGAGCGUGAACACCCUCAUAGGACACCGCCUGUCUGGCGUCUCCAAUAAUAAUAAUGUCGCGCCGGAGCCUUUAGACGAAGGGUACACGCGCACUAAACAAGCCCACCACUUUCCGUCCAACCAGCCUCUUUUUUCGGACAGACCUCCUCUCUUUUCUCCGAUUUCAAGCGACGGCUUCAAGUUUCCGGUCUUGUCCGAUCAACAGUCCAAAACACAAAGAAGUUGUGGGAGGUUUAGCAACAGCGACGUUGGGUGCAACCAGCUGUGAAUCAGCGGCAUGGCAGCAGAACAAUAGUUGCCGCGGCCUGCGACGCUAAGCGAGAAGGCUAACCGCACAACAAGGCCGGGAACAGUCAAAACACAGGAAAUUAGCUGCUGUUUACUUUCACUCGUCUAGACGACUUGCUCCCACUGAUUAAGUGCAAAGAGCCCCCCCCCGUGGAUCUCUGCUCUCCGGAGGUCACCGCCGCCCGCUUCGUCGUGAGCCACGUUUGACGACCCGUUUGUGGCCCCCAGGACCUGUGCUGCGGCGCCAGCCCUACGGCGGUACCUGUCCGAUGUCCUCUGCCACCACAGUGUGAUGCGCCAUGGCUCCGGUGCUGAGAGGAGUGUGGUGGGGGUCCGAGGCCGGUGUCGUCGGAUCCGGGGCGGGAGCUGCUGCCGGCGUGGCGUCGUGGCCGGGCGGCGGGCAAGUGGUCCUGGUCAUCGCCCUCAGCACCCUCACCGCCCUGCUGCUGGUCUCUGUGCUGCUGCUGCUGUGCGCCAGCUGCCAGGGGCAGAAGAAGGCCGUCAAUGGACAUCCUGUAGGAGACCAUGAGAACCUCAUGAACGGAGUAUCAGAGACGGUCAGCCAAUCAGCAGACAGUCUAGCAACGGACGUGGCCAUCAGCAGCUCUCAUAACGGUCCUCUAACCAGCGGUACAAUCCUCACCGACACACAGGACACCAGUCCCCAGCCGUCAGAGGACAUGCUCUCCAGCCAAUCAGAGCUCCGGUCCUCCAAGUGUCCCCAGGACCGCGAGCUCCCGAGCAUUCCCCCCAACAACGGCCUGAUUGGGGACGGACCCCAAGCCUCGGGGGACAGCACCUAUGAGGUGGUGAAGGAGAUCGCCGCGGCGUCCCGUGACGUCAGCGUGGAGGACUCCCUGUACGACACGGUCAAGGAGCUCAAAGACCCCCCCGCUCAGCUCGGCCUCCCCAACGGUACCAUCGAGCUGAGCCCCGAUGAACCUCCCCACCACCCCGCCGCCCUUCUCAACGGACACCUCAGCCCCUGCACCCCUGAGCGGGGGCCCCUGUGCGCCGGGGUGGAGUACGCCUCCGUCGACCUGAACAAGAAGAGUCGCCACAGCGCCGACAUGGAGGCCAGAAGGCGCUCGGAGAACGCCGGCGUUCUCUCCGGCGAACCUGUGGACGAACCAGAGGAGGACCUCCCUCCGCCGGUACCAGAGAAGGUUCUGGAUGAAAACGACAACCAGCCAGGAGUGAUGAACACACACACACAGCUGGCUGAGGCUGGGCUGCACAAUGGAGAGUUACACUCCCCUCUGUCUCCUGCGCUGGGGUUCGACAACCACAUUCUGUCAGACAAUGAGUCAGCAGUGUACUCUAUGGUCCGCAAAACCAACGGUGACGUUGCCGAGAACGAGGAGGACAACGAGCACGACUACAGCAGCAUCGCAGAGCUCAAAGGCCUCGUCCCGGCCUCAUCCUCCAGUGACCUCUACGCCACCGUCCGAGACAUCUACGGCCAGCCCGACGACGAGUCCCGGCAGGGGGGAGACCCCGCGUCGGAGCGCGCAGACCCCGGCUACGAAACCAUCCGCAUCCCGAAGGCCGGAAGCCCGGACGAUGACCACUGGGACGGUCCGGGGGCGGAAGGGUCGGACGCCGCCAAGGCAGAGCACGACUACGAGUGCGUCGGGGAGUUGGGCCUGGGCCGGGAAACGUCCCGCCUCUAAAUUCCUCCGCCCCCCUCCGUUGUCUUCACCUGUGGAGCUGUGGGAGACGCCUCCUCGCUGACUUCUCUGCAGUGCCGUGAACCUGACAGGAAGCUGGCCAGAGAACGGCUCGCCGCGGCAUUCAUCAUCAACGUGUCCGCUUUACAGCGUGGGUACGGUUUGUCAUAUCUGGACUUUUAAUUUAUCAGGCGAAUAUCAUUGGUACCGGUAGCCCUGACAGAAGCUGGACGGUAGUCCCUCAGUCAGUGGGCAUUAAUCAUAUGAAUGAUUGCACUUUGGAUCAUCAUUAAAAUCCUCUUUUCCCUUUUUGACAACAGUCCUGGAGACUUUUAACAUCACUCGAUAAAAGAAAUCCAAAUAAUAUAAAUAUCAAAUCAGAACCAACUUGCAGCAAAUGGUUAGCUGAGAACACAAUCAGUGCCUGCGAUAUAAAAAAAUAAUUCUGUGCCAUAUAAUGAUGAAAUUCAUGCACUUACUGUACUUAUGAAGGUGAUUAUUUUUAUGCCUCUUCUGCAGCUGCUAGUGUGGUUCUAGCUUCUCUAGCUGACUCAGUGUCACGUCGUAUUGAAGUGUCAGAUGGUGCGUUUCCUGCUAUUCGGCGCGAGGUUCAGCAGCACCGUCACAGAGGGCAGAAAGUCUCAUCUGUGACCGAAUAGGUAGUGGAGACUAUUUGUUAGAAAUAGAAUGGAAAACCUUUUGUCUGCUACAUACAUUUCACUGCAAUCGAGAGCUAAGCGGAGCAACGCGGUCUCACAAUACAUUUUGUAAGCAUUUUUAUACAUUCUAUGGACCAUGGCAAUUUAUUUGGUGAAUUUUGUAUUUAUUUAAGGAUGUAUGUUGUUGUGUAAAUGUAUCUUUGGGAGAGACAAUUAAAUAGGCUUCUCUGGAAGUUUCUAGACAUUUUAUUUAGAGAAUAAAGUGUUUGUGUGUAAAGGACAGAGAAAAAGGUACACUUUCCAAUGAUUUUAACUUUUUUUUAAGAAUUCAUUGUUAAAAAAAAAAACAUAUGUGAAAAUAUUUUCUUUUUUUUCAUUUUGCACAGGAUUCUACACAAAUGAUGUGUUAAAAUGUGAUGAUAGGACAUAGCAAACAAACAAACAAGGCAAAGUGUACUUUGGGGGUUUCGUGGUCUUUCGAGCCGACUCUUGGUACCGUAUGCAGCCCUCAGCUGGUGUCCCGGAUGAUUUUUAAGCACAAGGUUUAAUAUCACGGUACUGCAUUUACAUACAGCUUCACAAAAGCUUUGUCACAAUCCCGCUAUAGCCCUGCACAAUUUAAAUAUGUUAUGCUUUUUAACUUACUUGUAGCACUAUGAGAAAACCAUAUCUGUGUUUGUAGCUUGUACUGACGACAUGCCAACUACGGCUUGUAUAGGAGCACUAUUCUUAAUCAACUGCUACUCGCUGGAAGGUUUAUGUAAGCUUUUACUUAUUUGUACAAUGUCCAGAGUGGUAUCAUUUUAAAAUGUAUCUGCUAAGAGCACUGAUGUCUGCAUUGUUUUAAGGAAAACCGUCCAAUGGUUUUAAAAGAAAUCUUAUUAUUACUCAAAGUUGUCAAAUAGCCUUUUGAACCCUGAGAAGUAGUAACCAAUGAAAUGUCAGAAAUAUGGUACAAUGUUUUGGUACGUGUAUUUUAAGACAAAUGGAGUGUGGUACUUUGUUUUUUACUGUGUCAAUACUGUUUGAUGUUUGUUUUCAAAUUCAACAGGGCCAAUGCGUUUUGCUGUAAAUAUGUAUUUCACUGCUACAGUAUCUCUCCCCUUUGCAGAAAGAUGUGCUUCAACCGUUCUAAUCACAUCCAAUAUCAGAGCAUCUCCAGCCUUCGUCUAUGUUUCAUUAGACAUGCGCCCAACAAUGCUACAAUCCAGUAUUCAAGUAUUUAAUGAACAAAACCUAUUAAAGAAAUAUGAUGUUACACUGAUGCUACCAAAUGAUGCGGCCGGGUAACAUCUUUGGUUCCAUUGUUUAGAUAUAAUGGGUUUUAAAGAAUGCUGUCAAUGACCUUAGAGGAAAUGAUCCAAUCAAAUUAGCUGUUAAUGCUGAAUUUUUACCAAACACACAACAAUUAGCUAUUCUGUUGUCUGUCUUGGUCAUAGAAACAGCCACACGUGGGAAUGUGGGAGGUUCGGAGAUGCUCCGCUGCUGCCUCUCCUUUAGCUUUGCUACUCCCACGAUGGGACCAUUUGUUCCCCGUGCAACCAGCAGACGACCGCAUGGUGACACAGGCCUUUGAUCACAGGACAAAGCCUGUUUUUGAAGCUAUGGCCACAUCUGUCACCAAUCUUUCCCGUUUCCAUUCUCUGCAUGUAAAUAUUUUAUCACAUGAAUUGUUCUAUUAAAAUAUAUAUAUAAUAUA
Gasterosteus aculeatus aculeatus (three-spined stickleback) is the source of this 4415-nucleotide messenger RNA. RefSeq names its product phosphoprotein membrane anchor with glycosphingolipid microdomains 1 (gene pag1). Gene Ontology annotation, biological process: intracellular signal transduction; negative regulation of T cell activation. NCBI's taxonomy places the organism in Eukaryota, Metazoa, Chordata, Actinopteri, Perciformes, Gasterosteidae. The record is from RefSeq and is a predicted model, not a curated record. Gene Ontology annotation, cellular component: membrane raft; plasma membrane.